AUGGUGAAGUAUCGACGGGGCAAGUCUCUUCCCGUGGACCAAGAAUCUCCCGAUAUUUCGGGCAAUGAGAGCAGUAGCACGACGUGUACAACAACAUGUACUUCGACUGAAGAUGUGUUUUAUUCUCCCAUUCUCAAACCUUUAUCCACUACUACUCCAACGGGAGCCUCGGUUCCCAGCAUGAUUUUCAACUUGAUCAAGAACAUUGUGGGUGCGGGUGUCCUGGGCUUGCCAGCUGGCAUUGCGGCGUUUGGUGAUGCUCCUUCGGCCGUCAUACCCGCCAUUGUGUUGAUUGUGUGGAUGGGCAGUAUGAGUGCCUACGGCUUUUCACUGAUUGGACGACUGUGUGCGUACAGUCAGGCACAGUCAUAUGCCGGAGCCUGGCAAGCCGCGACUGGAUCUGGCGCUAGUAAAUGGAUUCCUACCAUGGCCUGUAUGAUGGUCACCUUCAGUCUCUUGCUCAGUUAUUCCAUGAUUCUGUCACGAACCAUUCCCGAUCUCAUGCUCUAUCUGCAUCCUCAGUGGCAUGUCUCACGAGUAGAAGGAUUGCUGGGGACGACACUGUUGAUUUUGUUGCCAUUGUGUUUGUUACAAGAUUUACAAUCGUUGGCGCCCUUUUCUCUCGUGGGAAUUGCCGGUAUGGUGUACACUACUCUCGCCAUGAUGAUACGAUACAUCCAAGGGGCCUAUCAGGAGUCCAGUGUCCAUCUCCACCACUCUUCCUCGUUUCUCGAUGAUUUACCGGAUGAAUCCUUGCCGCACUUUGGAAUCAAAGGAGCCACUCAUGUGUUCUCGACGGAUGCCUUUUUGCUCAUUUCCAUGCUCAGUACGGCAUUUAGUGCUCACUACAAUGCCCCCAAGUUUUAUUGGGAAUUACAGGAACCCUCUCUUGGAGCGUACCAAACGGUCGUGCGGACCAGUUUUGGUGGCAGCAUGAUGCUCAUGGCGCUCCCGGCCAUGUUUGGUUUCUUGACGUUUGGAGGCGCCAGUCAAGGCCUCAUUCUUCACAAUUACAGUGCCACGCACGAUUCCAUCAUGACACUCUCCAGUUUUGCCGUCACACUCUCCCUCAUUUGUUCCUAUCCGUUGGCAUUUGUGGGAAUGCGCAAUGGCGUCUUGGAUUUGUUGGAAAUUCCACUGUUACAACGCAAUCGGCUUGUGCAUGGAGUGACGGUCGGAUUGUUGACCGUCAUUACCUGGUUGGCAUUGGAAGUGCACGAUUUGAGAAUGGUACUGGCACUCAAAGGUGCCACCUUUGGAACCGCCGUCAUGUACGUAUUUCCAUCCUAUAUGAUGAUUCAAUACCAACGACGACGACGACAGCAACAAGCAAGAUCGAAACAACAACAAGCGGCACAACUCGAAUUGAUGGCAUCUUUGGAACGGGAAACACCCUGGAUGGUCGCCAAUGCCGUUCUAGGAGUCGUCUUUGGGUGUAUUGGAACCUAUCGGGCGUUGCAAAUUGUGUAA
Messenger RNA from Seminavis robusta, 1470 nucleotides. Lineage: Eukaryota; Bacillariophyta; Bacillariophyceae; Naviculales; Naviculaceae. The record is from the annotation of a GenBank genome assembly.